CAUUCAAAAGCAUCAAAUAGUUUGAAAUUGCGUUCAAAAUGAAUUAUUUUUGUGUUUCAAUAAUUUUGGCAAUGAUUUCUUCUGCUUAUUGUGGGGGAAUAGAUGACAUGAAACGAGAUUGCAUGGAGCAGGAAGGUGCAUCUCAGGCGGAUGCGGAUGCCAUGAACCAGCUUCAAUUUCCGGAAACACGCACGCGAAAGUGCUUUUAUGCUUGCAUCUUCGAAAAAAUGGGCACUUCCGAUGGGCAGCGGUUCGACACGGAACGAUUCCUGGAGAUUGCGGAAACUCACUUCAAGGAUGACCAAAAUAUGCUGAACGCCGUUCGCGCGAUAGCGGACCGCUGUGACGGGACGGAGAAUGACGACCGGUGUGAGUUGGGCGCCGACAUUGCUGCCUGUAUGAAGGGGGAGUAGUGGGGAUGGUUUAGAGAUGGCUUGAAAAUAAACAAAGUUUUGCUACGGUUUUA
Messenger RNA from Culex quinquefasciatus (southern house mosquito), 466 nucleotides. RefSeq names its product general odorant-binding protein 28a. The record is from RefSeq and is a predicted model, not a curated record. The transcript is spliced from 2 exons. The coding region runs from base 39 to 413 and encodes 124 amino acids. Gene Ontology annotation, molecular function: odorant binding. Lineage: Eukaryota; Metazoa; Arthropoda; Insecta; Diptera; Culicidae.